UCCCGAUUGUAUAGCCUUACCUGAGUCCCCCGUAAUUGUAGGUUUCUGUUUUUUCGACAUCAAAUUGAAUGAAUCAAUCUCCCAUGUGACAUAAACCCAGGCCGUGGACUACCAUUCAUAGUGUAGCCGUGCUGCUUUGACUUUGGUUCCUUACUUUCGUGUAUUAGAACAACCGAUGUAGUUACGAGUUUCUAAUAGUAGAUCCGUAUCUCUUGACGUUUACUUGAAACAGAACAACGCAGAUAUUCGACGUAUUUUGAUUUAGCGAUUCAGCUACUGUCUAGAACGAGGGACUAGCAGAACUAGGUCAUGAAAUGAAUCUCGCCCGUGUAGCAUUCUCGAUUUGAUUCUUGAUUCUAGUUGCUAGCUUUGCCUUCGUUUUGGCAAAAGCAUGAUGUGUUUAUGGGUUCGUGUUCGAAUUUUCUUUGAUACGAAAGUUUUUUUCACAAAUAAGAUACAAUUCUAAAUCAAAUGUUGUUUUUUCUUUGAAGGUCGUCGCUUGCUACUCUUCAAUUGAAGAGACCGCGCAUGAUACUCAAAAAAAAGAUAACAGGGACUACUUUUCUACACAUAUCUUUUCGUGUAAUAUAGGCCGACGGGUGCAGUAGAUGCAGCCUGGCGACGAUCGCCAUUUCAGUCUAAUGCGUGGCGAGUAGUUCUUUAAUAUCCGGACAUUAGUACACCUACACCGGUGACGAGGCGGGACCUUUGAGGCGCUCUCACCACUUCGGAGGCCAGUAAAUCCAACCCAGCUCGUUCUGGUAUCGACGGCCCAAGAACCACGGAAAUCCACCCGGGCGUGCUAUCCUCCCGAAGAACACUUUGAUUUUUUCUGCCGCAAGUUGUACGCAUUACUACUGUCCUUCUAAGUACUAACUUGGAAUAAAGAAGUUCUUCUUUGCGGAGCCUUGCGGCGGGGUUAAUGUCCGAGUUGUAAAUCGCGAUUCACCUGAGAGCUGGUCAACAUAACGGAAGUACUCCUGUCCACCGCCUUGCCAAAAAAGCAGGACAAGUGCUGUGAGUCGCGCGCCAUUCUCCACCUCACGGCCCACCUGAGACGACGGGUACGGCAAUAUGACCACGGACGUGCAGAAUCAGGUUUCCGAGCUGCUGCAGUUUUUCCAGCAGCCGCGGAAUAGCACGGUGCGCGUUGUUUUUGAUAAAGUUAAAGCUUGUCGUUCGACUAAUGGGAUGAAAUCGCAUGAAGGCACAGCACCUCGAUUGGUUCUUGCUUUCGUUCAAAAUUGUCUUUCCGCUUGUCUUGUCUCUCUACAAACUGCAUGAUUGGUUGAAUGCAGGUUGGUAAUUUCUACUGCGUAGUACUAGUCUGAUGUCGAUGAAGAUUCAAGGCAAUGGUCGCGGAAUGAAAGAAGUAGAAGCGUAUCAACGAAGGGAAUUCGAUCGUGAUGAGGAACAACGUUCGGAUCUAAAAAAUAACUCCACGCGUGUUAAAAAUUUUUGCAGGUGAAAAAUGUGUUAUGCCACCUGCUAGGUGGGGCGUCGCGUAGUAACGAGACAGACGGCGCCUCCUCGGCAGAUGCAGAAACCGGCACGGAAAUAACUGCAGUGGAUCAUGGAACAGAUUCAGCUGCGAACAAUGCAUCUUCUUCGUCAGUUGCGCAGUUGGUCGAGCUUUUGCGUCAAGCCAGCAGCGAGGUCGCGACCUCUCCGCCGCGGGGAGGACAUCUUCAAGGUGAACAGCAAGCCCGCUCGCUGGACAUCCCAAGCCACAUGACCACUGCGGCCGCAGGAACAAAAAACGGAUUUAUUUCACCGCCACAGACCGGCAGGAGCGGUUCUUCUCCGGGCUCUUGUGCUGGGACGAAUGUUGCGGAGAGGAAAGAAAAGUCGUCUUCUCCGCCCUCGCGAAGUAAAGCUGGUGCUUCUACUCCUGGGCACCAGGCUCAUAGUCAACAAGCUUUGCCGCCGAUGCUUUACUAUCCCGAUGGAUCCCCGAGCACGGACCGCAGCCAGAGCCCGCCGCGCGAGGACGGCGCGGCCGUCGCCAGCAAUGGCUCCACGCCGAACGCCCCCAAUCUGUUUUUCAAAAACCUCGACGGAACUGGAGAUUUUUAUGGCAGAAACAGGAAUGCAUAUCAUGAUCAUGGAGCAGGAGCAAACAAGCAGCUCGGAGGUGGUCCCAUCAUGCUGCAGGGGCCGCGCCCGCCGCGGGGAGGACCCGUGGCGAAUGCCGGUGGCAAUAGCGCGCAGUACUGCCCGCCGAACCAGCGGGGCGGCUCCUACUCCCAUCCACAGGGUACUAUUCCUAUCGACCGGGCGGGGAACCACAACAUACAGUCAAGCGUUCGGGACCACAACAUGCGUCCGCAUCCGCUUUCCGUCAAUGAAGAUGAAGGCUGGAAUCGUCGUGACUUUGACCACCGAGAGUCGCAUCAUGAUCCUCGUCGUCGCACCAGUGAGGAUUAUGGCGGCAGCCGAAGUUACAGCGGUAACCACUACAGUAACGGCGCUUCUUCAAGAACCCCUGGCAGCUUUGCACCAACAGGCAGAACAAGCGGCGUGCCGCCCAGGGAUCAUCCGGAAUGCAGAGUAUCGGAGUGAAUACAGAAGUUGUUGUGUACAUUCGCAGGCAAAGGCAUACUCACAAAAAAAAAAAAGUAGUUGUCAUGUUGCGGCAAAUAAAGCCCGAAAUUUGCAACAUUUAUGUGCUGACUGCUUCGAUGACACAUUGACUUACUUUUCCAGCCAAUAUCAGUAUCACGACCACCGAGCAGACUCUGGCUUCUAUUCUGCGCAUUCGACCCCGGCGUCGGCCAACUCUUCCUCCUACGGGCACAGCACCAGUAACAACCCCACCUCGCGAGGAUCCGGAUCGAGCACAAAUAACCAUGCAUCGGAUCGGUCGCGCGCUCGGCUCUUCGGCCCUUUCUCGCAUCAACAUGACCGGAACCACGAGCAGGGCGGCGUGUGGCCCUCUUCUGAGACCCUGCAGCAGGCCGAGCAACGGUGGAUGCAGCAGCGCGCGGCGCACGGUGCGGUACUUCUGCAGGAAACAAGCAGGACCGGUGCCCGGCGACGCAGUCUGGAGGAUCGUUUUUUUCAGCCAGUGGCCAUUACAGCACGCGAUCACCCCGCCGAUCAUGGCGGUAGCAGAACAGGUUCGUCCGCAGCCGCACCGCAGAACUACCACCGAGCUCAGGGAUUGCGGAAAAAUAGUGUGGAGCUGCUGUACAGCGAAUACUUGAUUGUUUCUUUCGGUGGGGCAUAUGCAUAUGGAUGGAUGCAUUCACUUCUGCAUUGCGGAUGCUCUUUCUUUGCUGCGACAGGCAGCAUCCGAUUCUUGUCUCGUCAUAAAUAGUGAAUGAUCUACAUCUUCUACUUUAUCAGUGAAAUACAGAAAUGGAGUUCUUCUAAAACUAUAGCAACCCGCAAGCCAUGGCGAAGCAAGCACGGCGGCAGAUCGAGAAUGCGGUCAUGACCUGCUACGAUCAAGUGCCCAGCACAUCGCGGAAAUGGAGUAUGUUCCUGCAACUACUCACCACGCUGAGCUCGGCUGAGCUCGACGAGCUGGCCUACCAGCUCCGGAUGGAUCGCCGCGCGCCGCUUCCGGACGGCGUCUCGCGCACUUCGAACAACUCGCUCGACUGCGAGUACUGAUUUUUACAUUCUCAGAAAAUAUGUGUAUUUCUUGUUUGGGUACUACAUGAUUUUUUCAAUUUGCCGCCUAGCUCUGCGUGGCGUUGAAAGUAAAAAGAAUAGCGCUGCAGUCGGUACCUCCAGCGUGAAUGCAUCAGGGAACAUGUUGUUGCAUCCCCAUCACCUUUACAUACAGCGACAAUCCACUGCCCCGUCUCAAGGAUUUUCCGGAGGACUCCAAUUAUCCGGGCACAAGUGUGAUGGUGCGGAACAUUAUCCAUGCAAAAUUCAUUUGACACGAUUCGUCCACAUCCCAUCAGUCAUGAAUGUAUGAAGACUGUCGCUGUCCUCGGUAGAAAAAACUGUCUGACGGCAUGUUGACGAGUCUGUGAAAGUCGCAAGUUUACAUAUUCACACGACGUUGUUUUUUAUGUUUUUGCAGUAUGUUGGAUUUCUUACUUGUCGGAACAUCGUGGCUCUGUGGCUUCGAACGCGUUGAAUGAGAAUUUUGCUGUGAUCCCCCUCCCAAACCGAUUGUCGCCGAACAUGCUUCUGAAUCUGUUGUUUUCGAACAACAUCGUGCGUGGCGAGCCGGCUUUUGCUUCGCUGUUUUCGGGACCCUCACUGGUGGGCUGCUUCGAGCUGGGGGAUGGGUACUUAUUUUAUCAGUUCUAGCCAUUUUAUCUAUCGCUUUCUUCUACUGGAGUGGUUGCAGCGCCGCGCGAUGAAAGUUGUCUUCAAGCUUGAAACUAUUUUCAGACUUGUGUACCACGGACGGAUGGUAGAACCACACAGUGAUACGUACAAAAAGAAAAGAGUACGAUAUUUCUAAAACCAGGCCGAGUCUGUUGGAGGACGAGGGCGGAGAAGUGGCCGCUCAAAUUGCGGGCAUGCGUAACGCGAACGACGACGCAGAUGAUGUACUUUUUGUUCUAUUUUGCCAUACUAGUUAACAGUGAUGUCAUUGUCAGUCCAAAUCCCGCUUGAAUCGAACACCAUCAACAUGAGCAUCCGUGAUUUAUGUCUGGUAUCAUGAAGAGUUCCUUUGACCUCCGUUGAUAAUAAGAGCGCCUCCUUCUGCACUGAUGAACUACAAAUUUUCUGUUGCUAUUUCACACAUUAUUUACACAGUAACCAUACGUGCCUCUUUACCUAGGUAAACAAUUUUCUGGAGACGAAGAAUCCGAAAACGCGAGCGGAUUACGAGGACCUCCGGAUGCGUCACGAGGUGGAACGGAAGCGAUUCGACUGGAGCGAGCGCAUCGAGCGGUCCCGCGUCGACCCAGCCUUUCAGACGGAGCCGGCCGAAAAGAUUUUGAUGGGCCCGUGGAGCAAAGAGAACACCGUCGUCCAUGCCGUCUCUCAGCAGCUAGAUCCCGUGGUGGCGCAAUUUGUCGACUUCUUUGACCUGCCACAGAACCUGCGCGGUAAGACUUGUUUGCCUGUAUUUUUAUCCUUCUUUCUUCGAAUGACACUAGCUACCGAGGAGUUCUCACCUGCUGCGUUCCGAAAACGGACGCUGCGCUAGUGCGACGAAGGGAGAUUUUCGCCGCCAUCCUUGUCUAAGUUAAGUAGCACGAUUCGUCUGACAUCUUUAUCAUUUAUUUCUGCCACUGCAGGAAAGUUAAAGUAUCAACGAAUCCCCCUUGGAGCAUCUGUAGCAAAAACCAAAAAAAAAAAUGAAUCUACAAAUCCAGGCGUGAAUCUCGGCUACGCGUUUUUGCACUUUCGGAGCCGCAAGAUUGCAGCGCGGUUCACGGAGCUCUUGAAUGGGAUGCGGUGUCCGGGGAAGAGCGUGAAGCGCCUCGAGAUGAUAUUGCAAGGAAAAAUCCCCCCUCCCCAUAUUGAAAACGCAUCCGUUUGAAAAUUUGUGAUGCAGAUUUGCAACCACAAAUCGCACCUGUCUUGCAGGAAGCCAAGCGCAGGCUGUCCGCCACGUUGUGCAGGCGAUUUGUAAUGCUGUAAGGACUACCGGGCAGCCGUCUACCAUGCUAUGCGCCUACACCAAAAGGCCCCUACUUAGGCUUGCGACCUGCGUGCAGUCCUAGCAUUGCAAGACAAGUCUGAUUUGUGUAUGCAAAUCCAGCAUCACAGAUUUCCUGUUCGAUAUGGGGAGGGGAGAUCUUCCCUUUUGAUAGAUGAUGGUGACGACGGCGCGUCGUAUCCCCUUUAUGGAUGGCAUGCGGCUGCAAGAGGUGAAUAUCCAGGAAAAAAACUGUGUAAGUGUAACUUUGUAGGAAGAGCAGCAUCACAAAUUCGUUUUGCAUUACAGAAAGAACCUGUCAUGCGCGGAUAGUACGUGAAAACACGUAUGAAACACGUCUAUGACGCACUUCCAGCAUGACAAGCGUAACUGUUUUGCAUUUUUUGCAUCACAGAUUUACAUCACUUACACAGUUUUUUUCUUGCAUAGUGAAGCCGACGCGUACAAUGUUUUGGUUCGACGAGGAACGGUAUCAAAUGCAGAAACGUCUGGGUCUGGAAGAAUGCAUGUUUGUCAUGCUUGUCUGGCAUGACUCGAGAAUUUGUGUUGCCUAGGCACGAAAAGGCCCUCUUGCCUGUCAUGCAAAAACGCAGUUUGCCAUGCGGAAUACGUAAGACAUGGCAGCCAGAAAAUUUGUCAUGCAUAGGUGCGUAUUGCAGUGCGUCUAUCAUUCACUUUUAGCAUUACAAGUUUCCAGACCCAGACACAUUUGCAAUCCAUAAACGAUUUCCGGACAUUCUGGCCGAGUCCAUGUUCUGUUUGAAGCGACAAUCGAACGUCAUAUCAAAUGCAAAAAUGUCUGGGUCUGGAAGAGUCGGGGCUUGCCAUGCACAUUUUGCAUGACCCGUGAGGUCCGUGAUGCUGGUGCUAGCAUCACAGAUUUUUUGAGAGCUUCUUGAUGCUAAUUACGCAUGAGAAAUGCCCUCACCGCGUGCCAACAACUGACUCCUCUAGCUGCUCAUGCAACACAGAUAUUUUUAGAAUCCGCAGACAGCAUUACAAGUCCCAACCUUCCAGACCCAGACAUAUUUGCAAUCCAUACGUCAGCUCACACAACAACUCGCUCAACCGUCGCGCCCAGUAUCCCGGGCCCACCGGCCGGGGCUGGUAAACAGGGCGACGCGGACCUAGAAUUCAAUGGUAUGAUCGACGAACUUGAAGAUGAUCUGCUCUUCCUCUUGUUUGUGGCAAAGAAAAAUGAUUCGUACCGCAGUACUGUACAUUUUCGUCGGUACGCGAAAGAUGCCGAAGCUGCGUAUAGGUUCGGCCUGGUCAGCUUUGAGUUGUCCUCGGAGCUGAUUAUAUUAGAUAUCAACAUUCAAUAUAAAAAAGUUAGGAUACUGUACUAUUUGAAUCUGCAAGAAGCGAGCCUUGCAUUUUUUUUUUGUGUGUCACAAGAACCGGGCCUGGAAGUAAUUAUAGCCUAGAUGUGCUGCCAAGUAGAUUCUCUUCACUAGAAGGACUCAGCACUUUCUCCAACUUCAAUUUCACGUAUCUGCGCAUGAUAGAUUUAGGUACUGGUUGCAAAAGAAAGACCGACUGCUACGCCGACUGAUACGUUCGAUCAAACUUCGGUUGCAUCUUAUUUCUUCGCAGAUCCAACUGCUACACUUCUAUCUUGCAGAGCCUUCUUCACUAAACACAGCACCUGAGUGCGCAGUACAGAUGCUGUAGUCACAGAGGAAGGAUUGAUUGGUGAUGCAAGUGCAGCACAAAAUACGAUAUGCGCACGAUGAAUAUCUAACGUUUCGAAAUAGAUACGAAAGCAAGCGUACUUUUUUAGAAAAGGCUCUACCUUCCUCGGUUUUUUUUUCGUUUCGAUUUGUAGCUCUCGUUACACCAGCUACGAAAAACAGCCUCACACGGGGAUUCAUUGGAAUAGCCAGCUGCUACACGAUGGUUGCAGUUUUUUUUCGAAUAGCAAUCAUGUGCACCAUUUUAGCGUAGGAUUACGCACAACGAGGACGACCACUGAGAAUUUAUUUUCCGCAAUAAAGUUAGUAGUUAGUAAUAGGAAUACCUAUACCACUUAAAUCAGUACGAGUACUUUUUUUUUCGAUUUUAGCCUUGGUCUUGGAGGACGACGAGGAGGAAAGCAACAAAUCGCACCGACGAAUCUACCGCAUAGGGUGGCGAGCUAGGGUGUCUGGCUGCCGCGCACGGCGUGGGAGUUCGCAGGGUAGGCUGGCUGCUGUGCUGAGCCCGGCAAACCUGACCGCGUCACGUGGGGCGACAGCUCUUUGCUAUAUCUCUAGGCUAUAUGUCCACGGUUAUUUUUUGCCUUCUUCUGCUACACACUUAUAGCGAGGAUCUGGAUCGAUUGAUCGAAGCACUCCGCGCACAAUUUUGCCGGCCCCGCUAUCUGCUGAUAGAUGCACUCAGACGCAGGAGGCGUCUACUUGCCUACUAUCUGAGUUAGUUAUCCUGUAGCUGAGAUCGUGCAGAGCUUUGCUACGAGUACUAAGAUCUAUCAGAUUUCUCUACUGGUUGGUUUCUAUCCCCUUAGUCAAGUUUUUAGCUAUUUUUUCAACCCCGAAUGGAAGGCAAAGGUAAAGCGAGCGACCUCUGUGUAGCUGGAAUAUGCAGGCUGUGGCAAAUGAUAAAUAUUUUUUUCUAGUAAUAUCAAACCUACUAAAACGUCGACGAGUUGAAGUCUCAACCUCAAUCGAUAUUUCUUCAAAUUUCUUCCAUACUUGAGAACAACAACCGUCUGCCUAUGUAUGGUUUUAUCUUUCAAACAGUCACAAAAAAUCCUUGUUGUCACAACAGUUUUGGAAGCAAUAAAAAUAAAUCCGAAAGACAUAUAACGUUUCACCUCUGUCUGCGAGAAACUCACUUAUCUAACUUCUCAAGAGCCAACCGUUAAAAAUUAUGCUGCGAAUAUCAUCGGUUGAGUCGAGAGAGGCAAAGUAGAUGUUUUCAGAAAGCAACAAUGCAAAUAAACAGCAAAUUUGAAUAUGUGUAGGUUGGUAUUUUCCCAUAAAAAGUCAUUGAGACUUUUGGUCUACUCAAUGCCCAAAAACAGCGAAAUCGUCAUUUUGACAUCGUGUGCCGCGUGCGGACGCGUUCCUCAGAGCAUCUCAAACUACUAACUUAGAUCUCUUGCACGACACGCGGCGCAAGUACGUGAGAUCGAUGCCUUUUUUCGACGAGUCUUAUUAUUUUGUACCCCGGUUUACUUCUAGUUUUACAUCUUAGCUUCACACACUAGUGGGAGUGCCACUGAUAAUCGCUACUUUUUGGGAAACUGAGAUAGACCAACAUGAAUCUAAAUUUUGGGCCUUGGGAGUCCAGUUUCCGUAUUGUUUCGGAAUGCAUGUCUUAAUGACAGAGACAAU
Amoebophrya sp. A120 is the source of this 8919-nucleotide messenger RNA. The record is from the annotation of a GenBank genome assembly. Lineage: Eukaryota; Dinophyceae; Syndiniales; Amoebophryaceae.